AUGAGAAGCCAGAGUUCCGGAUUCUUGAAUCUAACAACCCCUGGUGGUGUUGUAUUCCCAUAUUCGUGGCAGACUGGAGCGUCCAGCGGCUCAGUCACUGCAGCGUCCUUGAAGACCAACACAUUGGAGGCUGCAGUCACGGCCGCCAACGGCUCCUUCAUGCAAGUUGCUUUUCUCAACGAUUCUUACUUUGGCUACUACAACGAGGACAGCAUUUACGUCGUAGGGCCCUCUACACCCGACAUUUUCGAGUGUACCUGGAGCCUGGUCGCUUGGAACUAUUCGCUCGUCACCUCGGACGAGAGCAAUCUCAACAUAGGAUCGCGAGUAUUGAUCCCACUUGUUGACGGCGUUUACCAGCAGUCAGACUCCAGCCUUAUCACAACGACGGCCUCCCACAUCAACUACACUUCCGGGGGCCAUGAUUUUUUCGUCAGCAUGGAUGCGGUUGAACCUUUGAAGAGUUUCUUUGCCUCCUCAGCCUUCGAGGGUACUGUUAAUUACGGUAUCGGCCAUGGCGCCGAGGUCGGCGUAAUACCAGCAUUUAUGAACGCAAAUUUCAGUGAUGUGAUGAACCGAGUCGCGCAAAGUAUGACCGACAGCCUUCAGCAGAACGGGACGCAGCGCGCGAACGGCCUCAUGCAGGUUGAUUUCAGCUACUUCCGGGUAUACUGGGCGUGGGUUUCUCUGCCUGUUGCGGUACAAUUCUUAGCCCUCGUGCUUCUUAUAUGUACCAUUAUCCGUAAUGCGGAGGCCGGUGAGACGGGACAAGUGCCUAUGUGGAAGUCGUCGAGAACGGUGCUUUUAUUUCACCACUUUAACGAGGAGAACGAUUUGCUAUGCGAUGUUCAGGACUCGAAGGAGCUUGAGGAUAUGGAGAAGACGAUGGAAACAAGGCUGGGCUACUAA
Molecule: messenger RNA, 909 nt
Organism: Trichoderma aggressivum f. europaeum
Lineage: Eukaryota; Fungi; Ascomycota; Sordariomycetes; Hypocreales; Hypocreaceae
Exons: 1
Coding region: 1-909 (302 amino acids)
Source: RefSeq, a predicted model, not a curated record